UGUAAAAAUAAUCCCUUAGCGUGAUAAACAUCGUAUCACUCACGCCUUCGCGAAAUCUACCUCAAUAUCAGGGGGAUUAUUCUGGAUUAUUUAGAUACUGAUAUAGAUAGAUAUGUAAUAUUAUCAUACACUAUAUAAUAGACUUUGUGGAAAAUUUGAGAUUGUUGACAUGUGAUAACUGAAUUGUUAAAACGAUUUUGUUAUUUAAAUGCCUGUGGCUAAAAAAAGGCUGAAAUCUGAGACGGGAAACGCUUAACAGAACAUGACCACGAUGCUUGGGGAUCCGCACGCAUUUGGGGGAACACCCUUGGCCAUGCUGGCUGCCCAGUGUAACAAAAUCUCUGCCAAACAACAGUCCCAACUCACAGGCUCAGAGAUGCACAAGAGUUUUCAUCCGUGGAAAAAGCCCAUAUCAGCUAUGGAAGCACCCAACCCAUUAUCGUUAACGUCACAACGAAUGUCCAGUUUUAAUUCGCCAAUGGCGAUGACGUCAUCAGGAUUCAACUACUCAAGAAGUAAUACACUUCAAAGUUGUUCAGGGGCAUAUGGCAGUGACCUAUUUUAUCCAACAAGUACGGGAAAUUCCUACGCACAUUCACAACAAUUAGAAAGUUGUCAAUCGGCAUUGUCGCAAAAGAUGUACAGUGAUUCGAAUGCGAAUUUAGGAAAUGUUUACUCAAGAGUCCCGAAUGGAUCUCUAUAUGAUUCAUGGUCCUCGUAUAUCCCAAGUGCUAACUCUCAUAGCUUGAAGUCUGAUAUUUCCAGUUCUAUGAAUGCCCCAGCAUCGUGGUGGGAUAUGCAUUCAAACCCCUCAAACUGGCUUUCUGACAUCAGCGGCUCAGCAAACAGUGUUCACUCACAAUUAUCCGGAUCUAACUAUCCGAAUACUGAUUCACUAAAUGCAUUCGGACAUGCCUUUGGUUCAAACGGGUCUACGUUUCCACAUUUACUGCAAGAAACUUACAAAUCUAUUCUACCUUCAAACAGUGAUAUUGCAGCUUCGUCUAUGAAUCCUUUCGCGUUGUCAAGAACCCCUACGAUGUCAUCUCUAAGCUCAUCAAGGUCACAGAGACGCUAUACAGGAAGAGCAACAUGUGAUUGUCCCAAUUGCCAGGACGCAGAGCGUCUCGGUCCUUCAGGCGCUCACUUACGGAAGAAGAAUCUUCACAAUUGCCACAUACCCGGAUGUGGCAAAGUCUACGGGAAAACCUCACAUUUGAAGGCACAUCUACGAUGGCAUACUGGAGAACGUCCCUUCGUCUGCAACUGGUUGUUUUGUGGCAAACGUUUUACACGCUCUGAUGAACUUCAACGCCAUUUACGAACUCAUACGGGCGAAAAACGCUUUGCUUGUCCUACUUGUAACAAGCGGUUCAUGCGCAGUGAUCAUUUGAGUAAGCACGUCAAAACACAUAACAAUGAUAAACAAAAAUCACUGAGCGGAAGUGACUCAGAAAACAGCCAGGAUGUGAAUGGGAACUCUCCGUCCAAAAAUAGUAACAAAACGUCACCAGUUAAACCUGACUGAAAUGUUGACAAAAUUGUGACAAAAAUGUUUUAUUCAUGUGCGGUUUAACCGCUCAGCAGUGUCUUUGCUUUACAGCAGAUUAGCAACAGUAUUAGCUAGCAAAACAUCGUCCAUUUUUUGUUUUAUAUAACUCGCAAUAAUUUUCAUGUCCAUGAACUUUUGUAUACAUGUAUGCAUUAUGACAUGUCAGAGACGUGUGUUUGUGUUAUUACUAUAUGUCUGGUUAUUUCUAGCAACAAGUGCCAUUUAAUUAUAUAUUAAUGCCUAUUUCAACCGCUUUUUGAUUAAGUGUCGCCUUACAUACAUUGACAAAUAUUAACAUUUGUGAUAAUAUAUUGUGCCUGACCCAGUUGAAACUAUUGCAGCUCGUUAGAAGUCGUAAAACUAAUUUAUUGAAACCUUGCACCAUGCAGUAAUGCUCAAGUCUUGUCUUUUUAAGACCCCACUUGGAACAGCGGAAGUACCGCGAUAGGGAUGAAAGUAGAGCAUAUAUGACAAGGCUGUAAAAUUAUCAUAAAACACGUGACAAUUCAUGAGGCACUCAUAUUAAAUUUGAAACAGGUUUCCUUGCUAAAAAAAUGUGGGAUCAGUGUUGCAGAAGUAUGGGUAUAUUUGGAUCAAAAUCAACAUUAUUAUGAAAGAGACAUAUUAAUAAUAUCUGUCAUGUGUUCCCGUUCCAGAUAGAAAAAUCCGACCCGAGGGCACCUGCGUUGCCAGGUAACGAGGCUUGCCGAGUUACCGGCUACGCAGCGUGCCCGAGGGUCGGAUUUUUCUAUCCGGAACGGACACACAUGAUAGAUAUUUUUUCUAGCAUACCUUUAAUUACAUUUUUUGUGAAGAAAAUACAUAAAAAGCGCGUUUUUGUACAUUUUACCAAAAAGCGCGUGCGAUGAUGUUGACUGACGUCAUGACACACAGUAAUUUGUAUUCACCGCAUACAUCAAUAAGUUCCUUCGAUAUCACGUCUUUUAAGGGUUAUUUUGUUUUGUUUUUAAGGAAUAUUUUUGUAAAGUUAAUGUUAAUCGAACUCAUCUAUUGAAAUCUCAUAACUAUGGUUAAAUUUAGUGUUUAAUAAAAGAAAAUGAAAGUAUUACGUCACAGCGCGUGACUCAUCUGGCAUGGGGGAUGCCAGAUGGAGUUUUCCAGCACGGCUGAAUUCACCGAAAAUGCCUAUCCGGUGUGCUAGAAUAAUAUAUUUGUUCAUACUUAAGUGUAUAAUGUUGAUUUAAUUCAUAAUGCAUUUUUGGACCACUCUGUGAGUGAGACCCUGAGACGUGCAGUAGCGCACCAAUUUUUUAGCCCAGAUUUUUGCUGGACUAUUUAAUGUAACCUGUCUGUUUUCAGUGAAAACAGCAUGAAAAAUAUAUCUUCAGUAUAAAGAUUACACAGCUAAUGUCUUCAGAACUCUGUCAACAUAUCUGAGUGAAUUUUGAGCAACGUUAAGUACAUGUAGUUGUAGGAAAAAUGAUACACGUGCAACUUAAAAAAAGUUUAAAAAUAACAUCAUGUAGGUCAAAAAAAAUGUUUUUAACGGACUAGAUCGUUUGAUGUCGGACAAAAUGUAAAUGUGUAGGGAUGACAUCUAUAUUGAAACAUGAAUUAUCGCAGUAAUAAGAAUAUAACUGUGAAAGGUAAUGGAUAUAUUACCUUAUUUCCAUAUCAAAAUUAUGUUUGGUUUUUCAUGACUGUACAUGUUCACUAAACUCAACUGUUAAGAACUAUACAAAUAUACUAGUGCCAUAUGGGGAAAGUGUUUUAUAUUUGAGCCCUUGUGGGCAAUGUUUGAAAACAGUGUUUGUAGUACGUGACGUUGAGGAAAUGCUAGAAAAAGUGGGUGGACAAAUUAUAUGGGCAAACAAACCUACAUAAAAUACGUACUUGAAAUAUUUCGUAGCAAGUCCAUGUUCCAGUAACUUUUUAUUAAGCUAAGAAAUUGUUGCUAAAUUGCUGAAAACUAGUAUUUAGUUUUUGACUCUUCCUAAACAUGUACAGUAACUGCAGUUCACAUGCAUGUUUGUUAAUUGAAAACAUUUUAAAUCUGCGGACAUAAUCAAAUGAAUUCAUUUGAAAGGAAAAUCUGCUCAUUCAGUUAUAUUAUUUAUAUCUUUAAAAUUGAUUUUACUGGAGUGCCUUGAUUAAGAGCAAAACUUAUCUUUUUGCAUGUGCUAUUAUACUUAUAGUAGUUAUGUUUAUCAUAUAACAAUGUAUCUCUCAAACUGUUUUGUUAUGAAGUUCGGAAAGUAAAGUCAAGAACAUAU
Mya arenaria is the source of this 3786-nucleotide messenger RNA. RefSeq names its product transcription factor Sp9-like. The record is from RefSeq and is a predicted model, not a curated record. The transcript has 3 exons. Bases 263 to 1528 code for a protein of 421 amino acids. Gene Ontology annotation, molecular function: DNA-binding transcription factor activity, RNA polymerase II-specific; RNA polymerase II cis-regulatory region sequence-specific DNA binding. NCBI's taxonomy places the organism in Eukaryota, Metazoa, Mollusca, Bivalvia, Myida, Myidae. Gene Ontology annotation, biological process: regulation of transcription by RNA polymerase II.